AUGACAAAGAAUAUGGCGGAUGAUGACGAACGAAGUCGUAGAAAAGCCAACCCUGGCCAAAAUAAAAAGCCCUACUGGCAGGAAACGUGUAUUGGUGUAUGGACAAAAAGUAUAAAAGGGCAUCACGUUAAUAGCGAAGCUGAUCAGGACAAGAUUUGCAACGGAAUCAGUGUGGUUAGAAUUUAUGGCAAAGUAAGGUUUUAAAUAUGAGCUGAAUUAGCUUAAGAUUAUUUACAGAGGUACGCAUAGCAAACUUAACUGACAGGAUGUCUAGUCCGUUUUCUAGUAGCACAAAUGUAGUGCGAUUUGUUCAAAGAAAAAAUAAGACACGCGUUAAAUAAUACACUGACCAUGCUUUUUUAAUACAUGAUCAUAUUUGCUACGUACAAGACGCGCGAUUUAUUUACUGCGCAUGAAGCUCGCAUGACGUUUACGUGCACUACGGGAAGUCUUUCUGCAAUUACAGUGUGUUCGUGUGAUGUAUUGCCAUUGUAUAGUAAGGGGGUUGUCAAUGGGGUAUACCUCUAGGUAGUAAACAGUUUCAACUUAGAAGAGACCUUUUUGGUGAGCAGACAGCAAAAAAGGAACUUUUAUAUAGUCGGAGUUUAAUAAAUGUACACAGUGUAUUAUCAGUCCCGAAUGCCGCUUUUAAUUAAACACAGCAUACUCAGAUAGACGAACAGCUUUUCACAAUAUCAAGUAUAACUGUUGUGGUUCAAAUUUAUCCUUGAUUUAAAUUUUAUUUUCUUUUGUUUCAAAGUCAUAAUCAUAAAUUACCAUACCCAAAAACAAAAGACAUUAAAAUUUAAACCAAGGAUAAAACUGAACCACAACAUAACCACAUGCAGUAGACAGGAAAAAAUCAAAAUCUUUUUAAAAGUCAGAAGGUACUAAAACUGUUUUUGUUUACAAAUUUAAAAUUUUCUUUUCUUCCCAGAAAAUGUUAGAACUUUUAACUUCUGUAAAAUUGGCCUUUACUCUACAAAAGAGACACCUGUUUAUAAGAUAGUCAGUUAAAAAAAUUGUCUUUAUAAAUGAGACAGUUAACCCAAUUUGGCACCCUGGAGAAUCCAACAAUAAUAUUGGCAUUUCUUUGCAACACAUGACGUGACAGGUAUUCAACAUUUUGGCAAUGGCCUUUUCUCCAUAAAUGUUGAUAAAGAAUUCCCCAUUCUUAGCAUAUAGCUGAAUUAACUACCAAAUAAUUUAUUGUAAAUGAUUUACUCUAUAUGUCACUAAUAUUAAAGUGGCUUUGCACUUUUUUAGUACAAGAAGACUUGACUGUACUUAAUUUACUAGAUUUUAUUUCAUUUGCUUAAAUGAGGAUUUUUUCUCAUUUAUCUGCAGACAUAUGCUAAUCAUGGCUUGUCCGUGAGUCAUUUGUUCUUGUUUUGCAGUAUAAUAAUGCAUUAUGCUGGUGACUCUAUAUGUAAUAGCUACAGUUUAUGUAUGUUAGUUGAAGAGGUAGACAACUUGGGGAAAAAAGGGAGAUGGAAAACUGUCGACCAGUCUUUCUUUUGGUCACCAGUUUCUGUAGUGUUUAAUUUUGGGCAGCCCGGGUUCCAGGCUGUUCUUGAAAUCAUGCUUUGGUAAUUUAAAGUCAUUGAUCAUUUACUAGCAUUGCAGUAAUUAAGAUUAUUUUUCUCAGUUCACAGGGUUCGUAUGCGUCUUGAAAACCCUUGAAAACCCUUGAAUUUCAGGAGUCCGAUUUCAAGGCCUUGAAAGUACUUGAAUUUCGUUUUUGGUCUUUGAAAGUCCUUGAGUUUUUAUUGAACAAGAUCGAAAAUGUUCUGCACUAUCUGUAAACCCAAAACAUAGAUGUUAACACAAACAUUUUUCUUGGUUUUGAGGUAAAAUUGUCUUUAAAAAAAAGUCCUUGAAAUUUCUAGUGAGGGUCCUGGAAAGUCCUUGAAAAGUCCUUGAAUAUUUGGCCUGAUAAAGUGUACGAACUCUGAGUUCAGAUGAUCUCAUUAUUGGGCAGUGAGGCCAAAUCUUGGGCGUUGUCUCCUUCAUCCUUUCUUAUCAAUUUAAUGGAUGGGGACAUUAAAGAAUGCACACAACUAUUUGAAAAUGGUUGGGGGAUGUAGACCCUGGUGGUAUGGUCCUGCAGUAAUAUUGGAUUUAUACUGUUGUGGUGAUCCUGCCAAAUUGGAAAAUCUAAAUAAACUAAACAACACUUCAUGUUACAUUCGCACAACACCAGACAAAUUUUCGACUGAUUGAAAAUUUGUGCAUUGAACCGCCAAGUUACUUGUGAACAGAGCAAAAAUGUUGAACGGUCUGUGUGAAGAAAGUCUGGUCAAAUUUAUCAGCUGGUUGAAAAUUCGUUCGGUAUGAUGCCAAGUGAACAUAGCCUAAACUAGGCCUUUCCUCAAAUGUGUUUAUAUAAAUUUUUUAAGACUUAAUUAUUAUCUCACAUGAAGUGGUAUUUGUUUCUAAUUAUGCCUCAUAAGUACAUGUAUUUACAUGCAGGAAACAAGGGCCCAUGUACUAUGUACUCGUAUUAAUUUCACAAAGUACCUUGUUUCUAAAGCCACAGAAAAACUCAAAAGAAACUGCAGUUCCACCUAAGCUGUCCUUUGGGCAGGCAGCUCUCACAGUUUGCUUGCCUGGAGCCACUUCCUGCUUGCCUAGCUUAGAACUUGUUGGGAUCCUUGCCCAUUGGGUUUCAAGUCAGUGUUAACCCUUGAAGCCCCAAUAUCCACAUACAAAUUCUCCAAACUGAUCUCUAUACAUUUCCUUCAAGAAUAAGUUGAGAGAAUUUGAUAAAAGAUCAAGGCAUUUUCCCUUAGGUGAUCAUUUUAUUAAUUCUCAUAACCUAAUCUCUUGACAUUGUAUGGAUAUCGUUAGGAGAAAAUUGACGCUAGACACUUUUGGGACUUAAAGGGUUAAAAGUUACUUUCCCAGCAAGAAAAUGUACUUGUCCUAGACUAACGGAUGGGACUUUUUUCAAGCCCUGUAUUGUUAACCCUUUAAGCCCUAAGAGUGAUCAGCAUCAAAUUUCUCCUGUUAAUAUCAAUGCUUUGUAAAACAGAGUGGUCAUGAGAAUUAUGGACAUGUUCACACAAGAAGAAUUUGCUUGAUAUUUUAACAUCUUCUCCCCACUAUUUCUGUAGGAAAAGAAUAGGGGCAACAAAUGAGAAUUCAAAUUUUGAUCUUAGGGUUUAAGGGGUUAAGGAAGGUGGAAUAAGAGACACCCUUGCCGGUAGUUAUACUUGCCCGGGGUGAAGUGUUCUGACUUGACCCCUCUCCACUUAGCUUUAUCGCCAUCAUUGCAAAAUGUAACAUGGGCUUAAAUUUAAUUGUGUAAUUUAUUUAAUUUAUUUAGCCUACAGAAGACAGUAGCGUGAAACUCAGUAAAACUAGAGGACUUCAGAUCAUAAUAUGUAUUGACUCAGGUUAGUUUUUUCCAAAGUUACUAUAGCUCUGCUUUAGAUCAUUUGUGUCAAGCUAAAGGCUUAAUAUGUGUUGUUGAUCAUCUUUUAGUUUUAUCCUUUAAGAUAUACUUUUGUUUUACUCAUUAUAUGGGUGGUUUCCCCACAAAAAAUUAAUGAUGUAUGAGAAACAACAUCAGAAAUUCCAUACUGAUGAUGGGUCACUAUCCAGGUCUGGGACUAGUGCCUCUGAUUGGUUGAAAAUUUGCUUCAUCCAAUCAGAAGCACUUCUCAGGUCUGGGUAGUGACACUUCAUCAGUAUGGAUGCAGUCCUUUCUCAGAUGUUAUUUCGUAGGGAAACCAGUUGUGGGGUUGCAAUUAAAUGUCAGCUGUUUUCUCAGGCUAUAAUAGAUCUAGAACGGCUUUAUUACCUGUGUCUUUAAAGAUCCCAAAAUGGGGUUGAGUCAAGAAAAGACUGGGACUGUGUUUAUGGCAACCAACUACAGUAGAUCCUCUCUCUCAAUUGACCCAAGUGUAGGUCAAGUCAAGCCAAGUCAGAGAAUCAUAUGAAUAAAUGUUAAGGCAACACCCUAGAUUGAGAUCACUUUGUGGGUUUGGAAGGAGCAAGUGCAUAAACAUUCAUAAAGACAACAGGUUAACAAUGGGAAAGGUCAAGUAAACUCGUCUGUCCGAGAACUGACAAUUUAAGAAGUUGUCUUUACAGCUGACUCCUGAUAACUCGAACCUUCAAGGGAAAUCAAAAAAAGUUUGAGUUAUUGAGAGUUCUAGUUUCGCGAGCUUGAAGAAAAUGGCCAGAAGGUGAACAUUUUAAUCACAUUUACUUGUAGAAAUAUUAACUGAAAAUUGAAAGAUACUUCUUGAUUAUAAAUCAGAACUAAAUGUGAAAAAAUAUAGCCCAAAUGGAGCAUGUGUUUUGCUGUUUUGAGAAGUAAAAGGUGACUAUUCAUGUUGGAUUUGUGACAAACAACAUCAGUCUUCACUAGUAAACUAUAUGCCUACAACACGUCAAUGGGAAAUUCAAAAUUCAAUGUUACGGACGGGCACCUUUUUUCCCUGACUUUUGAAGCACUCAAAACAUGGUUCAAGUUAUUGGGGGUAAAAUUGCAUUGAAAUGAUCUGAGGGGAAACAAAAAUUACUUCGAGUUAGCAAGAGGUUUGAAUUAUUGAGGGUUCGAGUUACUGAUGGUACAAUUACAGUAAAUGUAUGAAAGAAAUCAAGGGAAAAUCAAUUCUGGUUUGACUAAGUGCAAGGUUCGAGUUAGCGAGGGUUAGAGUUAUCGGGAGUCAACUGUCAGAGUGGUAAUUUUACCUUGCCUGUGGACCAAUCUGGAGCAAAUUAAAAGAUAAAGCUUUUGGCUAGUACCAAUCUGACUCAUACUUUAGUCAGGUUUGCUUCUAAAGUGCUCCAGGGUGGCAAUGGUUUACAAAUUGUCAAUGUUUGCAGUGUUGGCCCUACAUGUAUAUGAAAUUGUCCUAGAACUUUAAAUCCUUCAGAUGUAAUAGACAACUUGUUUUAGUAAAAAGUAAGAUAAUUUAAGUAUUGAACCAAGGAUAAAAUUAAAAUAUGGCAAUUAUAGGAAGCAAUAUUUUUAUAACUAUCAACUAUUCAUUUUAGAGCAUCAGCAUCCACCUCCAAAACCUCAUGACCACACAUACAUCUCAGUGGAAAGAGUUGAAGCAGAUGACAAGUACGCAUCGACUUACCGAGGGUACAAUAUUGGUUCCAGUCUGACCUUGGUUAUAGGCAAUGAGUUACAUGUAUUAACUGGAAUAUAGCAUUUUCGUGUCAAUUUGUGAUACCAGUGACCUUAUGGUUUAAACACUGAGUGUGAGAUUUAGUUUAAAAGAUCAGUUCAACUUUGAACAGAAUUUCAAACCAUUUAUGUCCCUUCUCAGUCUUUCAUGAUGACCUAGGGCAAUGACAACAUUAUUGGUGGCAAACUAAAAAUUAAUGUUUACUUAAAGAACAGAAAAGUCCCUCAAGCAUCUAUUCUUACCAAAUCAGUUCCAAAAGCAUUUGAAGUCUUCAUUUUUUGGUAUUCAAUUGUUUCUGGAAAUUUCUUUUUUUUAGCGACAAGAGUCCAGCUUCCAGCUCUAUCUCGGCCCUCCUGUGCUCCUUUUGUUAACUGGGCAAUGAUUUAUCUUUCAUUUAUCCUCUUGCAAGUAUAAUGAAAUAAAUAAUUAGUUUCCCUGUGGUCUUCAAGAAUAUCUUUUAUGUUGCUGAGAAGACACAAGGGAUGAGAAAUUCAGGGUAGCCAGUCAUUAUGCCCCCGUCACUUAAUUAGCUCCCUAUUUUCCAGUUAUUUGAAUAAUGUUAUUAUAUCUUGUUCUUUAAGUGAUGUUAAAGGUUACUUAGGGGGCUAAAUAACUGGGGCGAAAUGACCACAGUAAAAAGAUCAGAUUGACAAAUUUACAGUUGUGCCGGUUAAUACCAAUAUUAGAAUUUAUGGAUUGCUUAAGAUCAUUAAUAAUUUUGAUUUCAGCGAAGAGAAGACUGCUAAUGGUGAGACAGAUCCAACCAAGGAACAGAUGCCAAGCCUUACGAGAAGAGUGAUGGAUAUCAUGCUAAUGAAAAAAACAAAUAUGGAGAAAAAUGUUGAACACUUCAAGAGCAAUGGGAUCAAACUGACAGGUGAGAAAUAAUACUUAAUGACUGGUCCUGAGGGAAACAGUGGGUAACAGUGCAUCGUUACCCUCUGACGUCAUAGAUUUUACAAUGUUUCCUGCUCAGAGGUUUUGGCAUUGUUAGAUGUCAUGUGACCUCAAAGUAACCAAUGAUAGUGCAUGCUGUUGGCACAAAAUGUUCAGCUAUAUAACAAUGUGUCUUGUGAAUUACAAUGGGGAUUUUGUCAGUGGGAAGUUGCACUAGACCUAAGUAAAAGAGUAAAAAAUAAUGCAGUGAGAAUCAAAGACUGUGCGCCAAAUAUCUAAUGUUUGUGACUUUCAUAUUACAAAAAUAUACAAGAUUUUAAGGACUAAAUUCAUUUAAUUGGAGUUUGAAUGAAAUAGUAAGCAAGUCUCCUUUGGAGCAAAAAAAUAGUAAUAAUGAAAUAAAAUGAUUUAGAGGUAGCACAUCCACUUAGUGGUUCCGCUUCGUCUACCUGAUCCCUGGUCAAAUUAGAAUUUGGAAAUGUUGGGUUUUGGGUAGAGAAGAAAACUGGGGUACCCGGAGAAAAACCUCUCGGAGCAAAAGAGAGAACCAGCCAUGAACUAACUCAACCCACAUAUAGUGCAAACACUGGGAUUUGAACCCCGCACCACAUUAGAGGGGGGUGAGUGCUCUCAACACCGUGCCACCCUUGCACCAAUACACCAUAAAUUUUAGCCUGCUGCAUAAUUAUAGCAUCUACUAUGAAUUCUGGAAGGUAAACUAUAUAAUUAUGUGUCUUCUGGGAAAUGGAAAUGUAAAAGUGGUGAAUGUAGACAGGCAACACUCUUGUUUCUUUUAUGCAGAUGUCUGGGAUGGAGUUUAUGGCACAUGUUCAAAAUGCUAUGAAACAACGGCAAGGCUGGUAUCAUACUGUCAUCCAGUCGAGAAAGUUACUCAAGUGAGUACAAGAAGAGGAGUUUCAAAGGAAAAUCAGUCAUAGUUAUUUAUGAUACAUAUUUCAUUGAAUACAUGCUCAUGCUCUGAUAAGCACCUCCCCCACAUAAGUGCCAUAAUAUCAAAUAAGCACCUCCCUUGAGGAAGCACCCCCCUCUUUUUCCUCACCCUCACUUUCUAAAAUACUAGGGAUAUAGUACACCCCAUCCUUUGAGCCAUAAUUUGAAAUAAGCACCCGGGCACUUAUUCAAGAAAAUAUGGCAAGUUCCUCGAGUAAGGUAAUCCAGACUGGAUUCUGGGAAUUUUUUGCUUGUGGAAUCCCGAAUCCUGAGCUUUGGAAUCUGGAAUUCACCUCAAGGAAUUUGCAAUCCCACUAAUGAUUGGAAUGGAGAAUCCAAGUUCCACUGGAAAGGAUUCUGGAAUUUACAGCAUGGAAUACAGAAUUGUCUUGGAUUACUUUACUACCCGGCCUUACAACUUGUACAUGGGGCAAGAUUCUACGCGGAACAAUUAUUACUUCAUCAAGUUUUUGUGCAACAUUGUUGGAGAUCCAUUCCAGCAACUUAUAUGUGGAGCAAUUUGUUUUUAGAUCACAAUGUUUUUUUGCACUUAAAAGUAGGAGUCUGUCCUACUUUCUGUAACUUGUGCUGCCAUGUGAAAGAAGAGAAAUUAUUGCCUAAAGAGUUGUUUGAUGUUACUACCAAAGGACUGUGUGUACACACCACAUUUAAUUUAAUUCAAAUAAUAUUCUUCUUUGACAGAUGUAUGGCUUUGUAGCAAACAGAAUUAAGAAUGCUGGGAAGUGGACAAAUGAAGAUGAAAGCAAAAGAAAGAAAUGA
Messenger RNA from Porites lobata, 7778 nucleotides. Lineage: Eukaryota; Metazoa; Cnidaria; Anthozoa; Scleractinia; Poritidae. The record is from the annotation of a GenBank genome assembly.